AUGAGCACGACUACAGCUUCAAUCUCUACUACCACCAGUGCUUUGGCAUCAACCCAAACAUGCACCAAUCCCAAACCAGGGAAGAAUGGCUACCUCCCUCCAGAGGCUUGUGACGAUAUCCUCCUCUACGUUCCCUCUUUAGCUGCGGCAGUAUUAUUCUGUGUUCUAUACGGCCUAACCCUCAUAUGUCAUGGGGUACAAGCAUUCCUGUACAAAAAGCGCUACGCUUGGGUCAUCAUUAUGGGCGCAACCUGGGAACUAAUUGCGUUCAUAUUCCGCGCCCUCCUCACUCGACAACAAAACAACUCCAACUACGACACCGUCUAUACGAUCAUGUUCCUGCUCGCUCCUCUCUGGAUCAACGCCUUCCUCUACAUGACCCUCGGCCGACUCAUCUACUUCUUCAUCCCGGACCAGAAACUCGCCGGCAUCACAGCCCGCCGCUACGGCCGACUCUUCGUCUGGCUCGACAUCUUCGCCUUCCUCGUGCAACUCGGCGGCGCAGCCAUCACCACCCAGACAGAUGUACCGACCAGCACAAUCAUGCUCGGCGUGCAUAUCUACAUGGGUGGUAUCGGACUACAGGAACUAUUCAUAUUGAUAUUUACCGGCUUGAUCAUCCAUCUCCAUCAAAAACUCAUACACCUUGAGCGGGCAGGGAUAUUGAGUCCGGACGGUAUGGCAGGCAUGGGCAUUGCCACAAGUAGGAAUAAGCCUAUGCCAUGGCGGUGGCUAUUCUACGUGAUGUACACUGCGUUGGGGAUGAUCACUAUCCGAAUCAUCUUCCGACUCUGCCAAUACGCACAAGGCACGGACCCGAGUAAUCCCGUACUCACGCACGAAGCAUACGAGUAUGUCUUCGAUGCGGUGCCGAUGUUCAUUGCGCUGGUGUUGUUGAACGUGGUUCAUCCGGGGCGGGUGUUGCAGGGGCCGGAAUCGGAGUUUCCGAGGGUGAGUCGGGCGGAAAAGAAGAGGGUCAAGAUGGAGAAGAAGCAGGCGAAGAGGGAGAGGAAGGAGGCGAAGAGGUUGCAGAAGGAGACGAGGAAGGGAUACCAGAGUGGGUGGUGGUGGAACAUGGGAAGGGAGAGGGGGAGUGAGACGUUUGAGAUUCUUCCUAUGCAGGAGGGGGUAGAGGGGAGGGUUUAG
Messenger RNA from Aspergillus luchuensis, 1146 nucleotides. RefSeq names its product RTA1 domain-containing protein. Bases 1 to 1146 code for a protein of 381 amino acids. NCBI's taxonomy places the organism in Eukaryota, Fungi, Ascomycota, Eurotiomycetes, Eurotiales, Aspergillaceae. The transcript is spliced from 4 exons. Gene Ontology annotation, cellular component: membrane. The record is from RefSeq and is a predicted model, not a curated record.